AUGAGGCAAUUGACAUUAGAGUUUCUUCUACUUAUAAACCUUGUCCUUGGAUUUGUUAUAUCUGAGCAAUUUAGUUUCGAUUUCGAUUCACAAGAUGGUAUAGAAGCACAAACAUUAAGUUCAAGAUUCAAGAGAGCGUCCGACUCGUCCCUCCUCUGGGGACCCUAUAGAUCUUCUCUCUACUUCGGUAUAAGGCCAAGGAUACCACGUUCAUUGUUGUCGGGUUUAAUGUGGUUUCAAGUUGAUAAUUAUGGGGGAAUUGGCAAUUUACGUCAUUUUUACAAUCAAGAUGAUAAUAUGAAAAGAGCCAACUGGAUUACUUACGAUCCGAGAACGGGGGGAAGGCAGAUCUUAUCAGACAAUGAUAACCAUAUAGACAUUGUGACAGAUUUUGUUAAAAGCGAUGAUGGAUAUUCGUGGGGCGUAAGAAUACAUUCUACACCGCACCCUGGUUAUGAAAAUAUUAAAAUAUCUUUUAUUUGGUACUCUGGAUUGGAAAGUGAAGAAAAAAUCGAAGAUGGUGAAGUUAGCAAAUCGGGCCAUUUUCGUCUCAAGAAUAAAAAGAACGUCCUCGGUCAUGACUCUAACGUAACUCUCGAAGGUUUUUCCGAAGAAUUAGGGAUAUUUGAAAUGACUAUUACUGAUGGACCCAUAAAAAACCGUCAUCCUAAACUGAAGCUUAUCGACCCUGAACUUGAUCCAGCUAAAUCUCAUCAUUUCAGUUUAGUUGUACCCAAUGACAAUGUCUGGAAAGCAAAGGACAUUUUCAUGACCAUGCUUCAAGAGUCUAUUCAGCAACUUGUUGAAAAGUAUUCUGGAUUGGAAAAUAUUCCUUCAGAACAAGCUCUUAUUAUUAGAGAUCUACAAGAUUUCGAAGGUAACUUACAUUUUGUCCAAAAAGUAUACGAAGGUGAGUGUCAAUUUGAUAUUUUAUAUAACAAUGGUUUUACUCCUAAGUCUGACCACAUAACUGCAGAAACCAUUGAACUGAGAAUAAAUAAUACUAUCGUGAAAUUGAAAUCAAAAUUCAAUAAGCAUUUCCAAAUUGAACCUCCAUAUUCGAAUGACGAACAAUAUACUGACUUUGCUCAAGAAAUUAUCUCGGGCUUACUUGGAGGGUUAUCAUAUUUCUACGGAGAUCAUAUUGUCGACAGAGAGACUGUCUUUGAUGAAGAGCUGUUUGAGUCUUAUGAGCUCAAAGGUUCGCUAGAGGGUCCACACGAAUUAUUCAGCUUAGUUCCUUCACGACCCUUCUUUCCAAGGGGAUUUUUAUGGGAUGAAGGCUUUCACUUGUUGCCGCUAUUAGAAUACGAUUCAGACUUAGUAUUCGAAAUUUUGCAAUCUUGGUUCAGUUUAAUCGACGACGAAGGCUGGGUUGCGCGUGAGCAAAUUCUUGGACCCGAGCUGAGAUCUAGAGUUCCAGCGGAAUUCCAAAUCCAGAGUCCCGAAAUAGUUAACCCCCCUACAUUAAUGCUUGUUCUUACAUACCUUUUAGAUAGUACAAAAGAAAACUUUGGAGGUGUCAAUGAACCAAUCGUGGAGAGUGACUAUGGAAGCUUUAACCCCCACAAAGACUUGGGCCUGGUUAUUCUUCAAACACCUGAUUUAUUAGCUAACUACACUCAACUGAUUUACCCGAAGUUGAAACAAUAUUUCAACCGAUUCCGUGCAAGUCAACAAGGCUAUAUAGAGGAGUUUGAUAGGGGUGAUAGUAAAGAAGGAUAUCGCUGGAGGGGUCGGACUUUGACACACUGUCUUGCUAGUGGACUAGAUGACUACCCUAGAGCUUUGCCGGCUGAUAUAGCUGAGUUAAACGUGGAUUUAGUGUCCUGGAUAGGGAUCAUGACAAGAUCUAUGAAAUUGAUUUCUGGCAUCUUGGGAUAUAAAGAAGAUGUGAAAAUGUAUCUGAAGAUGGAGACUGACUUGAUUAAAGGCUUGAACAUGCAUUGGUCGAACGAGGAAGGAUCCUAUUGUGACAUGUCGGUAGACGACAACGAUGAGAACGUUCAUGUAUGCCAUAAAGGUUAUAUUUCGUUAUUUCCUUUUUUGACAAAGCUAAUACCAGCUCAAGAUACUAGCAAAAUUGAACUGAUUGUGGAUUUGAUUUUAGAUCCGAAUGGUCUCUGGUCUGAUUUUGGUAUCAGAUCGUUAUCAAAGUCAGAUAAAUACUAUAGAACAGGUGAAAACUAUUGGAGAUCUCCUAUCUGGAUUAAUAUUAAUUAUCUUGUCCUCGAUGGUUUAAAACAUUACUACGCAGCGUCGUCGCAAUAUAUGACAGACCCACUUAAGUCAAAGAUGGAAAAUGCAUAUAAACUAUUACGUCAAAACUUGGUCGAUAACAUCUUCAAACAAUGGAAAGCAACAGGUUUCGUAUGGGAGCAAUAUGACGAUGAGACUGGUUCACCAAAGGGGGCUAAAAAUUUCUUAGGCUGGUCCUCCUUGGUAGUGCUAAUUAUGUGUAUGCCGGAACACUUAAAUUUGCAACAUUUACAUCGCUCUCCAUAA
Priceomyces carsonii is the source of this 2505-nucleotide messenger RNA. It is a transcript of the gene CWH41, whose product is annotated as Cwh41p. Bases 1 to 2505 code for a protein of 834 amino acids. Gene Ontology annotation, biological process: oligosaccharide metabolic process; protein N-linked glycosylation. Lineage: Eukaryota; Fungi; Ascomycota; Pichiomycetes; Serinales; Debaryomycetaceae. The transcript has a single exon. Gene Ontology annotation, cellular component: endoplasmic reticulum membrane. Gene Ontology annotation, molecular function: Glc3Man9GlcNAc2 oligosaccharide glucosidase activity. The record is from RefSeq and is a predicted model, not a curated record.